CUGACUAUGCCCCGGAGUCCCACGUCCAGUGAGGACGAGAUGGCCCAGAGUUGUUCUGACUACUCCGUGGACUCCGCCUCUGACAGCUCCCGUGAGGAGACCAUCUACGAGACCAUAAGAGCCACCGCUGAGCCGACCCCAAGACGCAUGGACGACAUACACAUUCACUCCCUGGUUGUCCGCGUCCUCAUCCCCGACCUGCAGCAGACAAAAUGUAUGCGGUUCAACCCUAACGCGACUGUGUGGGUUGCCAAGCAGAGGAUCCUGUGCACGUUGAGCCAGAGUCUGAAGGAUGUGCUGAACUAUGGCCUCUUCCAGCCCGCCAUGAACGGACGUGAUGGGAAGUUCCUGGAUGAGGAACGCCUCCUCCUGGAAUACCCACAGCCAAUCAGCAAAGGAGUUCCAGCUCUGGAGUUCCGCUACAAGAGCCGAGUCUACAGGCAGACCCAUGUGGAAGAGAAGCAGAUUGCCAAACUUCACACCAAGGCCAACUUGAGAAAAUUUAUGGACCUCAUCCAGCACCAUCAGGUGGAGAAAGUAUCUAGGCUGCUGGAGAGAGGACUGGACCCCAACUACCAGGAUACAGAGACCGGUGAGACCCCCCUGACAUUUGCGGCCCACCUGGAUAACGUGGUGGAGAUUAUAAAGGUUCUGAAGAAUGGAGGGGCUCACCUGGACUUCAGGGCCAAAGAUGGCAUGACGGCCCUACACAAAGCUGCUAGGUCCAAGAACCAGGUUACUCUGAUGACCCUGUUGGAGCUUGGUUUGUCUCCAGACUAUAAGGACAGUCGGGGUCUGACGGCGCUCUAUCACACAGCCAUGGUGGGAGGAGAUCCGUUCUGCUGUGAGUUGCUGCUACAUGAACACGCCGCCGUCUGCUGCCAGGACGAAAACGGCUGGCAUGAAGUCCACCAGGCUUGUCGGAAUGGCUAUGUCCAGCACCUGGAGCAUCUGCUGUUCUACGGGGCGGACAUGAGCGCACAGAAUGCCUCAGGGAACACAGCGCUGCACAUCUGUGCUCUCUACAACCAGGAUAACUGUGCCAGGGUGCUGCUGGUCCGUGGAGCCAACAAAGAGGUGAAGAACUACAACAGCCAGAGUCCCUUCCAGGUGGCCAUCAUUGCGGGGAACUUUGAACUGGCCGAACUGGUCAAGAACCACAAAGAGACAGAUAUAGUGCCUUUCCACGAGGCCCCGGAAUACUCCAAGCGGCGUCGGGUCCCUCCCUCUACCAGCAGCAGCGGUAGCUGCCUGGUGGCCCCCCGGGUCCUGCUGCGCUCCAACAGUGACAACAACCUCACAGUGAACCAGGGGCCUCCCCAGGACUGGUCCCAGCCCCAGGGACCCCCCCAGCACCACGGAUCCCAACAGGGAGGGGUCGGACCCCCCACCUCCACCUCUCACCGUAGCCUCUCUCCACAGCUGCUCCAGCAGAUGCAGGGGAACCCAAAUGGCACUGUGAGGACCAUGGGCCAGAGGUCCCGCAGUACCAGCGUGGGGGUGGUCCCGCGGAGUCCGUCCCCGUCCCUCAACCGGCUGGGAGAGGAGGCCUGCAGGCCACACCCGCAGACACAUGUACAGACACAGCAGACUCAGCACAGACAGACCAGCCCCAGUGGUCAUGUGGAGGUGGUGGUGCAGCGGAGGAAGCUGUACAGUGCCGUACCAGGUAGGCACUUUGUGGUGGUCCAUUCCUACCAUCCACGGGCCGAGGGAGAGAUCACCCUCUACAAGAACGACAGGGUGAAAGUUCUGAGUAUCGGAGAGGGGGGGUUCUGGGAAGGCAGUGCCCGGGGCCAGGUGGGCUGGUUUCCUGCAGAGUGCGUGGAGGAGAUUCCUGCCAAGCCCAGCGAGGAGAGGACGCACACAAGAGCUGACCGCUCGGACAGGAGGAAACUCUUCCGACACUACACUGUGGGGUCCUACGAUAGCUUUGAUGCCUCCAGCGACUGCGUGGUCGACGAGAAGACGGUGGUCUUGACCAAGAAGGAGAAUGAAGGCUUCGGCUUCGUGCUGCGAGGGGCCAAAGCGGACACGCCCAUCGAGGAGUUUACUCCCACCCCUGCCUUCCCAGCCCUCCAAUACCUGGAGUCGGUGGACGAGGGAGGAGUGGCCUGGCAGGCGGGGCUAAGGACCGGGGACUUCCUCAUCGAGGUGAACCAAGAGAAUGUGGUGAAGGUGGGCCACAGGCAGGUGGUCAACAUGAUCCGUCAUGCAGGGAACAGCCUCAUCAUCAAAGUGGUAACGGUCAGCAGGAAUAUGGACCCUGAGGAUACCGCACGCAAAAAGGUACUACACCCCUACACCACUUCAUCCCCCCCACCGCCAAAGAGAGCCCCCACCACCGCCCUGUCUAUGCGCUCCAAGUCUAUGACCUCUGAACUGGAAGAACUAGAUAAAGUGGACGAGGUGUCACCUUCCCAGAAGGCCGUGGACAUGAAGGUGGCCACCAUUAAGCCACGCCCCUCCAGCCGCUGUUUGGUCACGCCUACUGACAUGAAUUCCGUGUAUGACCGCCAGGGUGGAGUGGCAGUGGUACCACCCACUGUGCCAGGCAGUCCUAGAGGGGGGGCAUUCCUGGGCAUACUUGCCAAGGGUGGCACCAUGAGGAGACAGAAGUCCAUAGGUAUAACAGAAGAGAAAGAAGAGAAGGCGCUCCUCUCCCCUCCCCCACUCAAGUUCACCCGCAGCCUCUCCAUGCCCGACACGUCCGAAGACAUCCCCCCUCCCCCGGCCAUCUCCCCCCCAUCUCCCCCCUCCUCCUACAACUCUCCCUCUGUCUCCCCCAUGCCAAGGGGCUACGGCACCACCCGACCGGGCCUCACCCUCAACUCCGCUGGAAAAUGUUCCAAUGCCAUUACCCUUGGCAACCGCACGGUAGAUGUAGGGACGCUAAGGCGAGGUUAUCACCGCCAGAGCUCAGAACAGUACGAUAGUAGAAGCCGAGGACGGGCGCACGUGCCCGAGAACCCGUACUCGGAGGUGGGCAACAAGGCGCUGUACGUGCCCGCCAAGCCGGCGAGAAGGAAGGGCAUGCUGGUCAAGCAGCCCAAUGUGGAGGACAGCCCAGAGAAGACCUGCUGCACCCUGCCCUCAGGCGCCGUUUCCAUGCCGACCACACCCACUGAGAGGACCUUCUCAUCCAUUCCCAUCCCCACCAUCAUUGUCAAGGAGCCUUCCACCAGUAGCAGUGGAAAGAGCAGCCAGGGCAGCAGUAUGGAGAUUGAGCCAACCACGCCCGAACACCCACCCUUAACGCCUAGGGCAGGGGGCAGGGGGCUAAGGCCUGAAGACACCAUUGUCAACAACCCCUUUGCGGCUGCCAUCGCAGGGGCAGUAAGGGACCGGGAGAAGAGGCUGGAGGCACGGAGGAACUCACCUGGCUUCCUCUCCACCGAUAUGGGAGAUGAGGACUUGGGAGACCCGGCCCCGCGGCUACGCCAGUCCAAGUCCAUUGAUGAGGGGAUGUUCAGCAACGACGAGCACCUGCGGAGGAUAAUGGCACCCCCGCCGGCCACCACCCUGCUGCGGUCCCAAGAAGGGGGUGACCGUGGCGGUAACGUGACAGACUUCAACACCCCUGAGCCCACCCAGGUGGUGAGGGAGCCUCUGACCGCACGUACCGGCCAGUACCCCAACCUGGACAGCCCCGUCAGUCUCCCGGACAGCCCCGUCAGUCUCCCGGCCACCACGCCCAAGACCUACAGCUCAAACGGAGGAUGGGGCUACCUGCACCCCGUCACGGGUAAUGCCCUGGAACCUAACUCGCCCCUCGCUCUAGCGCUGGCAGCCCGGGACAGAGCCAUGAAAGAGCAGACACAAACGACCAUGGCAACGCAAGCCCCACCCCCUUCUCAAACUCAACCGCAUCCCAAGAGCGACACCCCCCAGUCCCUCCCCCCCAACCCCCACAAACCUGGCCUCAAUCAGCCCCUCUUCAUCGAUACCAAGCUCCGCUCCAGCAUUGAGCCGGGCUUCGCCAACUCCACGACAACCCUGGGGCGAGGCAUAGGGGGGGACCUGAAGAGUCAUAUGACGGAGCAGAAGUACGAGUCUGAUGGAGAGAUGGAGGAGAGGCAGCAGGCGGCAGAGGAUGGGAAGGGCAUACAGAUCGACGUUGUGGACACGUCACAAACGCAGAAAGUGGCCGGUCUGCUAAUGGUGCACUCCAAAAACAGCCAGGAGGAGGAAGACAGGGGGCAGGAGAACACACCAGCCCGGGACAACAGCAUCCCCAGCGAACUGAGAGACCCCAACCAGCCAAUGCCCCCCUCCAACAGCCACAGUACCAAGCCCCUGCCCCCCGUGCCACGGGGGAAGACCAUCACGGCCGGGGGUUCGGUCGACGAGCCAGUCAAGCUGUCCUUGCGCAUGCCCCCUCCCCUGCUGGCCUCGGUGGACAUUGAGGAGGUGGAGGAGUUUGUCUUCUCCGAGCCCCUGCCGCCACCGCUGGAGUUCGCCAACAGCAUCGACAUCCCUGAGGACCAGGCAACGACCAUCGCUGAGUUGCUCAAACAACGGGACCAAGAGAGACGCAACGGGAUGGGAACCAGGGGGCCACAUCCACCCUCCUACUACACUCACGCCCACCCUGUCGGCCAGUUCAGACGAGGGAGCGGGGUGUCCAAUUGCACGCCCCCACCCUUCUAUCCCUCUCUGCCCCCCAACGGUGGCUUUGAGAAAGGUGUCACUGACUCAAGCAUCGAGGAGGUAGACAGUCGCAGAAGUGGAGACCCCCAUGUAGAGACUACCAGCACCAUUUCCACAGUUUCGAGCAUCUCUGUACUGUCGUCAGAGGGCGGGUACAACAGCGCCCUGGAGAACACUUCUAUGGUUUAUACUGACGGCCAGGCUUACCUCGACGACCGACCCCCCGUUCCCCCCAAGCCCAAAAACAAGCCCGUCAUCAACAAGAACACUGCACUUUACCACAACGUCCUCAUGGAGGAAUCCCUGGACUCCUUUGAGGCGCCCCCUCCUGUCCCCGUCCCUCCACCCGGGUCCAUAUCCCCCCCAGAACUCCCCAGGACUCCUCCCCAUCGGUCGUCCAAGCUGUGGGGCGAGCCCCCGGAGCUAAGGAGCCCACCCACGCCCGACCCCAAGGCCACGGUUAUCAACGAGCUGAGCUCCAUCUUAUCACAGAUGCACCGGCCCAAACCGGGGGACUCCCUGGACUCACCCACCACAGGGGCCAGGGGCGGCUUUGGAACAAGCUCUCCAGCCACAGGAAGCCAGCGGAACUCCAGCGUGUCUUUCAGCCUGCCCCCCUCCUCCUGCACCCCUCCUUCCAGCCUGCCCCCCCACCUCUAGCCCCCAGACACCUCGUCCCUCUCCUCCCCCUGCCCCUCUUCUUUAACCCACUCUUCCUCACCCAGCCUUAGCGACCUUUUCGGCCUGCCCACCCUGCCCAUGGAGAAUGUGAGAGGCUUCGGCAGCAUGGGCGGUAGCCUUGGUGAAGGGUCCUCGUGCGGUGGCUCGCGCUCCCCCUCGCCGCUCACCCUAAUGCAGGCCAUAGCCACCUCGGGCAAGCCCUUUGCCUCCAAGCCCGUGGAGCUGUGGAGCAAGCUGGACGUGGCCGACUGGCUGGACAGCCUGAAUCUGUCGGAGCAUAAAGACGCCUUCCUGGACAACGAGAUCGAAGGCGCCCACCUGCCUUCGCUGCAGAAAGAAGAUCUGAUUGACCUGGGGGUGACGCGGGUGGGCCACCGCAUGAACAUCGAGAGGGCCCUCAAAAUGCUGCAGGACAGAUAAAGCCAGGGGGUGUGGAUUUAUCUGGAACACUCUCUCCUACCUGUUUUCCUUCUCAGUCUUGGAAAGUCUUGGACGAUUUAGGAAUCGGCCUCUGACUACUCCCUUCCUGCCUCGCCUCUGUGGCGUGUUUGUGUUUGAUCACUCCCAUUCUGCUUCCCGAGUAUCAGGGGAUGUCGGAAUCCUGGAGGAACUGCUGGGCAUAGCCUGGAGAAAGGUGGCGUUCCAGAAUGGAGAAAGAGUGGAAAAAAUCCUGCAUCUUUUUAGGGAUGCUCACAAUACAAAAGACCACACUUUGGAAUACUCUUGAAACGUAGCCCUCAAACACUUUGAAAUACUGAUAAAAAUCAGUAUUAGAAUACUCAAUCCUUUUUCAAGCUCCCCCAGCGCGGGUGUUUGAAACCAGCUGAGCUGGUUGGCACUCCUUUUCUAUCUUUGCUAGAGUUUCUUCAGAGAAUAUUUCUUCACUAGAGUAAAACCGUGGGUUAUGUUUAUGGAUGCAUCUGACGUUGUAGAGACAUUUGAAAAACAGACAUUUGAAAAACAUUAGAAACGAGAACCUUUGCAGAAAUGUUUAGCUGAAUCCUAAACCAUAUCAUUCGCCACACACACACACACACACACACACACACACACACACACACACACACACACACACACACACACACACACACACACACACACACACACACACACACACACACACACACACACAACGGCCUUCUCCUGGGGGGGAGAAACAUAAUGAUGUGUUAGUCACUCUAAUGCAAGGCUGGAGGGGCUCCACUGUAGCAGGCGCCACUGUCCCCUUCACAUCCCUGUUCACUGUGGAAGGUGUGUGUAUUUGCAUUUUGUCAGAGACAUGUUUGUGAUGUACGUGUGUGUGUGCGCACGCUGUGGGAGGUUUGUUAAAUGUAUUUUAGAAAGACAUGAGUGCAAGGCCUAUUCAAGGUGUAUAUUGCAUCUCACAUUCCAGUGUUCGAACUUGUAAACAGGGCUCCAUGGGAUUUAUCUUAAUUCAACUCCGUACAGCCAAUGGCAAUGUCCGUUUUAGGUAUAAUGCUGGGAGCCGCUUGUGGAUUUGACAGCUCUAACACAGUUCCACCUCCGACACCACAAAAACAACAGCUACGCGGGUGUUGGAUGGCAUGAAUCUAGCCCUAAGUGUUGGCAUCAUGUGUGUUGUCAUCGUCUUCCACACACUUGACAGCGACCCCGACACGACUGGGAUGCAACCUCCCUACACCCUACCGCCCAACCGACCAAUCUCCCUUCAGGCCUAUAACAGAAAUAAUCCACCUAUCACAACAACUUGGGGAAACUCCACAAUAUCGCCAUCUCUCCUCUUUGUUCAGCCAUCUUUAAUCAUUUCUAGUUAUUGAGUGAUUCCUUUCGCAAAUCAAACAUUGUUUUUAUAUUAAUACCAGUGUGUACUGUUGUGGUAUAGGUGAGGGUUGUAUUUUCUUUGGUUGACAUAAUGAUUCUCGGCGAGAAUUUGAAGACGCCCACUUUGAAAGGAUGAGAGCAAAACGGACGUUACUUCGUGGUCUCUGUUAACGUAGGACACUGUGGUUGACUGUGUGCUUGUUUUUAGACAGCUCACCUACAGUAUACUGUGUAGUGCAGGGGCCAAGAAUAAUAGGAAUAAUAGGAAUUCACUCAAAACUCAAAAAUGUGGGUUCCUGAGUGGCGCAGCGGUCUAAGGCCCUCCAUCUGAAUCCGGACGUGAUUGGGAGUCCCAUAGGGCGGCGCACAAUUGGCCCAGCCUCGUCCGGUUUAGGCCGGGGUAGACCGUCAUUGUAAAUAAGAAAUAAGGUUACAUUAAAAAUAUAUAUAAUAAUAAUAAAUCUACUACCCAGACAUUCACACAAUCACCGAAGAGGAUUUAAAAAAAUAAUUAUAGGAACGUUUACAAAGUUUGUGUAUAAUCAGUGUUUGCAUCGCCGAUGAAUCACAAAACGUCAUUAUUGACAAGAAGAGGUGUUAAUGCUAUCUGGUGUUUCCAGAGGGAAGAAAAUAAGUGUGACACAGCAGCACUGACCGAGCAGGCUUUAGAUGAUUCAUUUGGGUCCCUGUUCAUUUGAGAAUGAGAGGGAGAGUCCUCAGUAACACUUUACUUAAGCAUACAGGUAUAACCAUUCUGUAAGGCUUGCUUAUAAAACGUUAUAACGUAUUAUUACUACAGGCUUCAAGUAAAGUGUUACUGAGUCAUUUUCUCAACACCAGUGAUAAGCUCUCACACCAAUGAGCAGGUAGAACAAGCUUAUCUUCUAAUCAGAAAUCCCAUCUGACAGCCAAUCAAUUGUCUCCAUCCCUUUUCAUGAAACACCAUUACUUCAAUGUUAAUAUGAGAACUGCUGAUAGGUGAGUACCCAGGAAGUGUUUGGUGGCAUUGGUUUUACGUAAAUUGAAUAUAUUUAUUGCUUUGAAUGUGUAUAAAGGAAUGAUUUAAAGAAAAGAGUACAUCUAUAGAAUAAUGAUAUGUAUAAUAUUUCUAAAAGGUUUAGAGAGAGAAUUUCUAUGAAAGAAUAUGACCAUUGCAUCCACCCUCAGAACUUAUUUCCUUGUCACUUUAUCCCUGUUUUGUGUUUGGAUAGUGCCUCGAAUAGCUCAUUAUUCUCUACAUAGUGCCCCAUUUCUGGCCUUUCUGCCUCUGAACUAGAUUAUAACUACCCCAUAAUGCACUGCAAAGAGAAGUGUGGAAGCCAUGUAUUCUACUGUACCCAGAUUACCUAUAUAUUAUAACAUAUCACUAAAACGUGAACAGUAUGUGUGAUCAUUUGAGACAUUAUCCAUGAUUCUAUCAGUUCACAGGGAUGUUCUAUGAACAUAACCAUGAUUGUUUGGAUUGUCUGCAAUUUAGGGUCUCCUGUUGGACCAAAAAAAAAGCUCCCUUGGUGAGAUUCCUUUCUCUCGCUCCCUGUCCCUGUGUGCAACUGUAUGAUGAUGAAGGGAAGACAAAGGGAUGAUUAAAAAAAAGGGAAUACCAGGCUGACAGAAAGAGAGGACCUGUAGGAGUUUUAACGCUGCUAUAAUCCAUUCAUUAUUUUAAAAGAAACAACAAAAGAGUGACAUAUAAAAAAGCACAGUAUUUUUUAUGAUUAUAUAGAAUUAUAUGGAAUUUUCUAAAAGACAUUUGGAGAAAAAUGUGGUUUGCCAAAAAUAUAUAUAUAUAUUUUUUUUAAAUAUAUAUAUAUAUAUAUUAUAUAUAAAUAUUAAUUAAUAUAAAUUAAUAUUAUCAGAUUUAUGAGGAAACUAAGAAGCAAUAUUUCUACUGAAUGGAUCUCCUUGGUUGUGGUUUUUCCCAGUCUUAAGAUGAACUAUCAUGAUAUAUCAUCACCUGUUGAUGUUAUGAACACUGAUAGCUGGAGUGGACAGAAGACAUUUGUCCAAUCAAAAUGUAUUUUAUAUACUAUCCUCUGGCCAUCACCUGCCUAUCUUGAAUAUUGUAAUUUUUGACAAUUCCAAUCACUUAGUCUGUGUAUAAUGUGUGUAUAAAUGACUGAAACGCUUUAAAUGUAUACAUAAGCUCACAGUCCACUGGAUCGAAAACUGUCCCGAUGACACUUUUAUGCUCAACUUACAUAGACAUGUACAAAAAAAAACAUAUCACUAAGCUAAUUUAUUUGCAGAAUUAUAGAACUGAGUAGUUGUAUUAAGAUGCUAUACAAACCAUCACUGUGUGACUAUAAGGCUAUGCUACAUAAGGACUGGCAUGGCUCACUAUCAUCCCUACCAUCACAACACAGUCCUUCACUUACCCAUCGGCAACUAUUUUGAUACUUUUGUUAUUUUUUUAUUUUAUUUUUUAUUCUACAUAAUUACGAAGACGUUUCCGGCUCUUUUGUGUAUAUUUGUGUUCAUGUUCCAUAUGUUGUAAUUCUGCAUACUUAGAGUCGACUAUCUAAUUAUCAAAAUGAAAAAGAAAGAGAAGUUCCUUGUAACUGCACUCUUCCUUCCCCCCAAAUCCUCAAUACUUCUUGUAUGGCAACCAAACAAAAGUUACUGUAAGAAAUAAACAUAACAUUGCACUAUGGUUGUAUUAAUUUAAUUCCUGAUGUGCCGAUUUUUGUGUUUCAAGCGUCUUGCUUCUUUAGAUCCGUCUCGAAGGACCAUGAAAAAGAGCGCCACCUCCCAAAUCAACAACAAGUUAUCCCAGUCAUAACACCACUGUAAUGGGGGUCACGCUGCCGCUGACAGUAUACUGUAGCCUCUUCACGAGCACUUACUACUACACGUGAACACCCUCUCACUACAAAUGAACACCUUAUCAACAACUGCCUUAGCCAGCUAAGCCACCGAAAAACUAGCAAUUUGAUAGCACGGGAGGUGGCAUUGCAAGUGAAGUUAACCAAUUCAACUCAUUUGCACUUGUUGGCAGUUGAUGUUACUCUUCAGUAACACAGACCCCAAAGCAAAUCAGGGGAAGAAAAAUUGGUUUAUUCAAAGAGGACAAAUUAUAGAUGUUAUUCUGGGAGAUAGAUGUUCAUUCUCCCCUGUCCUCGGUGAUUCUCUCCACAGAACAAAGGGACAGGAUGUAGUUUUAUAACCCAACCCUAACCUGUGGUUGACUAAUUAGAAUUCAUUGCAAUUAAACUUGGCCAAUAUUCAAAUAACAAGUAUCCUAUUUCAUGCUCAAUAAACAAUUUGGACCAAUGAGAACUUGCCUUGUAGCUAUGAGUCCCGGACUAAAAUUCCUCCCAUGUCUCUGUUGUCUCUGUUGUGGGGGUGUUUUGCUGCAGGAGGGACUGGUGCAAUUCACAAAAUAGAUGGCAUCAUGAGGAAGAAAAAAUGUGUAUAAAUUGAAGCAACAUCUCAAGACAUCAGUCAGGAAGUUAAAGCUUGGUCGCAAAUGGGUCUUCCAGAUGGACAAUGAUCCCAAGCGUACUUCCAAAGUUGUGGCAAAAUGGCUUAAGGACAACAAAGUCAAGGUAUUGGAGUGGCCAUCACAAAGCCCUGACCUCAAUCCCAUAGACAAUGUGUGGGCAGAACUGAAAACGCAUGUGCGAGCAAGGAGUUCUAUAAACCUGACUCAGUUACACCAGCUCUGUCAGGAGGAAUGGGCCAAAAUUCACCCAACUUAUUGUGGGAAGCUUGUUGUAGGCUACCCGAAACGUUUGACCCAAGUUAAACAAAUUUAAAGGCAAUGCUACCAAUACUAAUUGAGUGUAUGUAAACUUAUGACCCACUGGGAAUGCGAUGAAAGAAAUAAAAGCUGAAAUAAAUAAUUCUCUACUAUUAUUCUGACAUUUCACAUUCUUAAAAUAAAGUGGUGAUCCUAACUGUCCUAAAACAGGGAAUUUUUACUAAUAUUAAAUGUCAGGAAUUGUGAAAACUUGAGUUUAAAUGUAUUUGGCUAAGGUGUAUGUAAACGUCCGACUUCAACUGUACAUAUUAGUUCAGAAGCUAGCUAUGAACCUCAGCUAUAUCAAUUUAAAAACAGUCAAUGACAUUAAUGAAGCCUAUGGAUUGAGUAGAAUAUAAUAUAACUUUGUGCCAAGGAUGCAAGUCGUAUAUACAUGUAGUUAUUACCAUGCAUGAGAUUCUCACAUUGUAGCCUGUAUAUUUAAUAUAUUCACUGAUCAUGUACUCUACCUUGGCAAAUAAA
Molecule: messenger RNA, 11356 nt
Organism: Oncorhynchus nerka (sockeye salmon)
Lineage: Eukaryota; Metazoa; Chordata; Actinopteri; Salmoniformes; Salmonidae
Product: SH3 and multiple ankyrin repeat domains protein 2-like
Cellular component (GO): postsynaptic membrane; dendritic spine; postsynaptic density
Molecular function (GO): synaptic receptor adaptor activity; ionotropic glutamate receptor binding
Source: RefSeq, a predicted model, not a curated record